Molecule: messenger RNA, 2153 nt
Organism: Colossoma macropomum (tambaqui)
Lineage: Eukaryota; Metazoa; Chordata; Actinopteri; Characiformes; Serrasalmidae
Gene: lpar4
Product: lysophosphatidic acid receptor 4
Exons: 2
Coding region: 733-1794 (353 amino acids)
Biological process (GO): positive regulation of Rho protein signal transduction; phospholipase C-activating G protein-coupled receptor signaling pathway
Cellular component (GO): membrane
Molecular function (GO): lysophosphatidic acid receptor activity
Source: RefSeq, a predicted model, not a curated record
GUAGCUGAGAAUCUGUAGGUUUCACCGCUGUCGACCUCAGACAGACACUCAUUUUAAGGAGUGACACCAUUUUGAACCCUGUAUUUUCCCAGCCGGUCCUCUUCUACGCCCCCUGGCGCCCCUCCUCUCCGACCACCACCGUCCCAUUGUCUCGUCUCCCUCGGCGGCUCUCGAGCUCCGUUAUGCUCCUCAGACUAACGGCUUCCCUUCAUCCCUCUGUCAGUUUCAGGGUCACUUCUCGCCCCGCGUGAGAGGCAGGAUCUCUCCGUCUGACUUCGCGCGACCGCGUCGUUAUUUGUGUGGAGAUUUGAAGUCAGACUGUUCUUUUCUCAAGAGUUCACAUUUUCCCAGCACCUCGAGGGAACGAGAAGAGCCUCGGGCAGAGACGCGGCUCGGCUCGGCUCGGCUCGGCUCGGUCAGCCGCGCGGCUGCGACCGGGAACGGACCAUGAAACGCUGAGCGGAGCGGAGCUGAGGAGGCGACACUAUCCAGACUGAAGCUAUUCGACAAACUGGAUUUCAGAAUGACCGAGUGACCCUUUGUGUCCAGGAAACAGAAAUUGGCAGGGUCUACGUGCUAAAGAUGAGAGCUGCGCCUGCUUUUACAGAAGAGGCCAGAAGCUUUUGGAGUGAAGGUCGAUGAUGGGCCAGGAGAUACACAGCAACCAGCGCUCUUUUUGACAGCUGGGAAUUUGAAAGAAGCAGGAAUUCCCCGCUCUCUGGUGGUGUCGCCAUGGCGAGUCUGGUGCUCAAUGACACUGGGCUAGAGGACUGCGGCAUUGAUGACUCCUUCAAGUACAACCUGUACGGCGUCGUGUACAGUAUUGCCUUUGUGCUGGGCCUCGUCACGAACUGCGCCUCGCUCUUCGUCUUCUGCUGUCGCAUGAAAGUGCGCAACGAGACCACUCUCUUCAUGACGAACCUGGCAUUAUCUGACUUAAUAUUUGUUUUCACUCUGCCAUUCAAGAUCUACUACAAUGUCAGACGCCACUGGCCGUUUGGCGAUGGUCUUUGCAAGAUCUCUGGAGGAGCUUUCAUCACAAACAUCUAUGGCAGCAUGCUGUUCCUCACCUGCAUCAGCGUGGACCGCUUCCUGGCCAUUGUUUAUCCCUUCCGCUCGCGCACCAUACGCACCCGCCGCAAUGCUGGCAUUGUAUGCGCUCUGAUCUGGUUGCUUAUCUUGGGUGGAGGCAUGUCAGUGACUUUUUUCUCUGCCACCAACCGCGCCAAAGCAAGCACUACUUGCUUCGAGGGCUUUUCCCAGAAAACAUGGAAGACAUACCUGUCCAAGAUCACCAUCUUCAUCGAGGUGGUGGGCUUCCUUAUCCCUUUGCUCAUUAACCUGGCCUGCUCUUCCAUGGUGCUACGAACACUACGCAAGCCUGCCACGCUCUGUCAAAUCGGCACCAACAAAGAACGCGUGCUACGCAUGAUAGUGGUGCACCUGGCCAUUUUCAUUGUCUGCUUCGUGCCAUAUAACUCUGUUCUUUUUGUCUAUGCCAUGGUGCGCACUCAGGCCCUGGCUAGCUGUUGGCUUGAAAGACUAGCACGAACUCUCUACCCUAUAACGCUCUGUGUGGCGACUUUGAACUGCUGCUUCGACCCAGUGGUGUACUACUUCACUUCUGAGUCCUUUCAGAAGUCACUGACCACUGGAAAGUGUCAAACUAAGCAGGAAAAUGCGCUGCGCAGUGAAGCACCUGUUUCUAGCAAGGAGAAUACCAAUACAGAAACAGUCGAAACUAAUGCACUAUCCAGCAAUGGGAAAGAACAGAUUACAGAGACUCAGUUUUGAGACCACACCUUGAAUAACAACAGCUCCAGUAUGAAUCUCCAGGCAAGUUUCUACAAUCAAAAUAAUUUGUCUUUAUGUUAAAAAAAUUCAACUCCUUAGCUUUUCUUAACUUAACUUAUAGAAAUGUACAUGUGUAAAAUUUGCCACUGAACUACGUUAACCGCUUAAAUGUCUUGGUGUGCGUACACACAUCCAAAUGCACUGAACUGCAGCAUUGUUUGUUUUUUAUAUUACGAUAAAUGUGCUUGAAAGUGCCAGGUUUGAAGAACCAUCAGCUCCUUAGUAAACAGCACUUUUAUAUGUUGUCUAUCUUUUACUGUAGACUUGAAAUGAUAGGCAAUUAAAACGCUUAUGACUGA